Molecule: messenger RNA, 986 nt
Organism: Metopolophium dirhodum (rose-grain aphid)
Lineage: Eukaryota; Metazoa; Arthropoda; Insecta; Hemiptera; Aphididae
Exons: 2
Coding region: 106-909 (267 amino acids)
Source: RefSeq, a predicted model, not a curated record
UGGCUAUUGUUCACGCGAACCACCAUGUACGGCAAAAGCCGCAGUAUUCGGGUAUAAAAAUACAGAACUUGUGCUAACCAGCGAAUGUGAUACAAAAAAAGCUCAAUGAUGGCUUACAUCCAAAUAUUGGCGAUCGUGCUGUGCUCUUGCUUCAUACAGGACGCGUUUUCGGUGGUAAAAGUCCGCAGAGUGACAUCGGCAGCUCCGGUCGAUGACGAGGCGGCCCCGCAGUUGGCGGGCGCUGGUGGCCGGGCGGCUGCGAUGCCGCCGGUGAGGCGGACCACGUCGACGAAGCGGACGGUGACCAGGACACCGACUGCGGCCCCAGCACCGCCUCCGCCACCGCCGCCGCCACCAGCCAAGUACCCGCACCUCGCCGCCGUGAAGGACAUGUUGUGGAACACGUUGGAGGACAUCAACCGGGCCACCGAGUACGGCAAGCUAAACGCCAGGGCGGCGAGGAACACGUUGAGUAACGUGCUCAGCAACGAUGUGUUCUGGUCGUCAGUGAUCGGGGCGCUCAGGAGGCGGGUCAAGGUGACUAACGACGGUAAACGGGCCGCCGCCCAUAUCCGGACGUGCAACGCUCUCACCACCGCCGUCACCAGCCCGAAUGCCAUGCAGGGCUUCCAGGAUGUGGCCAACGAGGUGUACGGCACCGUGUCCCGCAUGCAGUCGGAUGUGGGCACGGACGCCCUGCGGCUGUUGACCGAAAUGGUCGACGGCGGCGAGGUGAACAGGGGCCUGGACACGAUCACUAGCAUCGUGAAAAAAAUCAAUUUCAACCCCAGGAUGUUGGUCAAGGGAUUCGCCAUGCUCCGCAAAACGCUCAACCUGGGCGGCCUAAUGCACAUGAACGGUGGUAUGGCCAGGGGCCUCAUGUCGUUCACGUCCAAGUUCAGCAAGUAGAGCGAUGCCUGCAUGUAUUAUUGUAUAAUAAUGUUAUUAAAUAAAGUCGUCGCGUCAAUGAACGCUGUACAAUAAUA